AUGGAAACCACCAAAGCUGUUGCACAGUUUCAACUUGUACCAUUUGUUCUUCUCUUCUUGUUAGCCAUUCUCCCUAACCCAACUUUAUCUGCGCCGUUCGGGUUUCUUCAAGAGCUAGAAGGAACUCACAUUGGCCAGAUCGCACCAGGUUUGCAUAAUGUUAAGAAAUAUCUUAAACAAUUUGGAUACUUGAAUGGUGGGAAUCCUAGUGCAGUUCAUGCAUACGAUGACGUGUUUGAUAGCGUCUUAGAUUAUGAAAUCAAAUCUUAUCAACUCAACUACGGUAUAGAUGCCACUGGGAGUUUAGACGCCGAAACAGUGAAACAAAUGAUGAUGCCUCGAUGUGGAAGAGCAGACGUCGUCGACGCUCCGGCUUUCCUGGGAUCCGAAAGGAGGAAGAAGAUUAAGCAAGAUGAAGUUACAGCUAGGUCGACCCCAGAAAAAUGGUCAAGUGCUCACCUCACUUAUCGAUUUAGCAAUGCCUAUAAUAUCUCAGACAAAGUAGACAACCAAACCCUAAGAGCUGCCGUUACGCAAGCUUUUGUGAAAUGGGAAGGUGUGAGUAAUUUCAAGUUCACAGAGGAGACCGAUGGUGAUUUAGCUACUGACAUGGUUAUUGGAUUCCACAAAGGUGAUCAUGGUGAUGCUUCUAGCUUUGAUGGUCAAAUGGGAGUGAUCGCCUACGCAUUUGCACCAAAUGAUGGAAGGUUUUACUACGACGCGGAUGAUAAAUGGAGUACCAGUCCAGGGUCUGACGCGAUGGACUUAGAAUCUGUUGCUGCGCAUGAAAUUGGGCAUAUGUUAGGUCUAGAACAUAUUUUUAAGCCUAACGCAAUCAUGUAUCCUGUGUUCUCACCUGGAACCACCAAGAGGCAAGUGCAACAAGACGACGUCAAAGCCUUACGAGCUAUAUACGGGUCCUGA
Messenger RNA from Papaver somniferum (opium poppy), 924 nucleotides. RefSeq names its product metalloendoproteinase 1-like. The record is from RefSeq and is a predicted model, not a curated record. Gene Ontology annotation, biological process: collagen catabolic process; proteolysis; extracellular matrix organization. Gene Ontology annotation, molecular function: metalloendopeptidase activity; zinc ion binding. The coding region runs from base 1 to 924 and encodes 307 amino acids. Gene Ontology annotation, cellular component: extracellular matrix. NCBI's taxonomy places the organism in Eukaryota, Viridiplantae, Streptophyta, Magnoliopsida, Ranunculales, Papaveraceae. The transcript has a single exon.